Messenger RNA from Paramacrobiotus metropolitanus, 2370 nucleotides. RefSeq names its product acyl-CoA synthetase short-chain family member 3, mitochondrial-like. The coding region runs from base 222 to 1901 and encodes 559 amino acids. Lineage: Eukaryota; Metazoa; Tardigrada; Eutardigrada; Parachela; Macrobiotidae. The transcript is spliced from 11 exons. The record is from RefSeq and is a predicted model, not a curated record.
ACGAUUGUAAUUCAUCGUCAGACUCUCAAAGCAGGCAGAUAGAUGUUGGUCUGUUUCUCUCGGUGUUGUUGGCAUUCGCGAGUGUAUGAUUAUGAUAUUUUGUACCUAACUACAUAAUUUCAAGAGUUGUAAACGGCAACCUGGACAUUGGGCUGCAAAGCUGUCACAUUUUACCAUAAAUCGUCACUUUUCACCGUAUUCGUUGAUAAAAGGACUAGAAAAUGUUGAUGUUCCAUCGCGCACUAAAGCCAGCCUCGACGACAAAGCUUAACCGUGCUGUUUUAUGUCUGUCAUUCUGUUCACAGUCAGCUGGAAAACAGCUGAUCGCAGAAACUCAUUAUCGCCAGGUUCGUCAUCGAAAUGCAGAUGUGAAAGCGAAUGUUCGCAAUGCAGAAAUUGCAAAGAGUGAUGCAACGACCAGCGAAGAAGACGUAUACCUUAAAACUUACCUGAAAUCUCUAUCCAGACGAGAGGAAUACUGGAAAGACCUGGCGUCUGCACUGGUGUGGGAUGAGAAGAAGGACAAAGUUUUAGAUGACACAGAUUCUCCGUUUACUAAAUGGUUUUCCGGAUGGAAAAUUAAUGUGUGCUAUAAUGCAUUGGAUCGGCACUGUGAUGAGGGUCGAGGAGGCGAGAUCAUUCUGCAUCACGAAAGUCCGGUAACAAAUUCAAGAUGUUCCCUGACGUACGACGAAAUUUUAAGAGAGGUAAAAGCUUUCGCAGCCCAUUUGUCGAAUCUCGGAGUCAAAAAGGGCGAUCGCGUCAUAAUUUACAUGCCGAUGAUUCCACAAGCCGUGACGGCGAUGUUAGCAUGUGCUAGAAUCGGUGCAAUUCAUUCCGUGGUUUUUGGAGGUUUUGCCGCCAAAGAAUUGGCCACCAGAAUUUCUCAUGCUAAGGCAGUAGCAGUGAUCUGCGGGUCCCAUGGCAUUGAAAGAGGCCGUGAAGUGGACUACAAGAAGAUUGUUGACGAUGCCAUUAAUACAGCAACUAACAAGCCAAAGCACGUUGUUGUGUUCCAGCGUCCGGAAAUGUCUCGCAGUUCGUGGACCAGUGGUCGUGAUUCCGAUUGGCAUGAAGCAGUUGCGGCGGGGAAGAGUGUUGACUGCGUGCCGAUCGACGCCAUGGAUCCGCUGUACAUUCUCUACACAAGCGGCACAACUGGAACACCUAAGGCCGUGGUACGUCCAGCAGGAGGCUACGCGGUAGCACUACAUUGGUCCAUGUAUAAUGUCUACGGAAUGAAACCGGGAGAGAUUUGGUGGUCGGCGAGUGAUUUUGGCUGGGUGGUGGGCCAUUCAUACAUCUGUUACGCUCCGCUGCUGCACGGUAACCCGUCCGUUAUCUACGAAGGAAAGGUCACCGAUACACCGGAUGGUAGUAGCUAUUUUAGGCUAAUUGAGCGCUAUAAAGUUAAGGGAAUGUUCACCACUCCCACCGCUAUGCGAGCGCUUCGACAAGUGGAUCCCGAGGAAAAUUUGGCCGGAAGCAUGACAUCAAAAGUUACUCUACAUUGCGGAGAGCACUGUGAUGAAGGAACCAAGGCUUGGACGAAAGAAACGUUCAACGCUGCAGUUUUGGAUAACUGGUGGCAAACUGAGACUGGAUGGCCGAUAACAUCGACGUGCAGUGGGUUGGGUUCGAAUCUCGAUCCUCCACCGCAUUCAUCCGGCCAUGCUGUACCGGGCUACGAUGAAGCAAGAUGCCUGCCAACAGAAGCGAUACCGGUCCAACAACGAACCCCGAGCGGCUUCCAGAUUUUCGGCCGUGAGUUGCUUGCCUCUCAUGGAUCUGGAGGUGAAGGAUGGGACGGUCAACGGACACCGGACUCCCAUUGGAAGAGGACGCGUACCGGCGACCCCACACGGGUCGACCGGAGAGGUGCGACGCUGGCGCGGUACUGAGUCGGAGCAUCCUCGCAGGAGCUCGGAUUCCCGCCCAGAGGCAUGUUAGAGGCACGACAGCCUGCGUGAUAGAUACGCCACUUUGCGUAUGCGUAUCACUGCACACAUGCGGAUUCGCCCUCUCUUGUACGUACGUGAGUGGCUGCACUGCACUCUCCGCUUAGCGGAUACACCGCGGGCGCACUCACUGAGCAUACUUGCUCUCUCGCUCCUCUCUCUCGCUGUAUGACUCAGCGCUUAUACGCUCGCGUUGGAUACGAGUCCAGUCUGCGCACUCACAUUCCUUGUGUCUGGACAGCGUGACGCCGUUGCCGCCAGCACAUUCGAUUCUCUACAUUUCAUUACGCGUAGAACUCGCUCGCAGCAACUUGACUUGCUGAUUUCUGCCAGACAUUGGCUUUGUUCUGUUUUUCUCCCGCAAUCACGCGGUAUUUGCUCCCCUUUAUUUGUACAAUAAAGGCACCUGUGA